ACCCAUAAAGUUAGAGUGAGAGAGAGAGAGAGGGAGAGAGAAUGGCCACGACAACAGCGAGUCGGUUGCUUCUGGUUUCAAUACGCUGCUCUGAUUCAACCCCAAGACGCGGUUUUGGAACCAAAAAGAACACCAACAAGGUACCCACGAAAUCAACAACUAAACAACCUGGUCCUGUACGUACUCGUUUCCUUGUAGAGGCACCUGGUUUAAGUUCUCGAUUUGAUGGGAAAUCUACCAAUAAGGCUUUGGACCUUCAGUUUGAGGAACGGCUGGAAGCAGUUAAAAGGUCAGCGCUUGAGCAGAAAAAGGUCGAUGAAGUAAAAGAAUUCGGGGCAAUUGACUAUGAUGCACCGGUUGAGUCGGAGAAGAAAAUUGGACUUGGUACCAAGAUUGGAGUAGGUGUGGCUGUCUUGGUGUUUGGUUUGGUUUUUGCUCUUGGAGAUUUUCUUCCAUCAGUAAGUGUUAGUCCCACUGAGGAUGGUGUGGUGGUCACAAAUAAACUGUCCGAAGAAGAGAAGGCUAGUCUUGAGACUAGGCUGAAAGAUUACGAGGCAAUGCUAAUUAACUCCCCCAAAGAUCCAAUUGCUCUUGAAGGAGCUGCAGUGACCUUGGCACAAUUAGGAAAAUAUUCUCGGGCUUCCUCUUUGCUUGAGGACUUGACAAAGGAAAAACCAAGUGAUCCUGAUGUUUUCCGAUUGCUUGGAGAAGUUAAAUACGAACUCAAGGAUUUUGAAGGGAGUGCUACUGCAUAUAAGUCUGCCCAGAUGGUGUCUAAAGAUAUCAAUUUUGAAGUUUUGCGUGGCCUUACAAACGCAUUACUUGCGGCUAAGAAACCAGAUGAGGCCGUUCAAUUCCUCCUGGCCUCUCACGAACGUCUGAAUUCACAAAAUUCCAAUGGUGAGGCUGAAGAAACAACAUUGCAGCAGGUGGACCCUGUUCAAGUUGAAUUACUUCUUGGUAAAGCCUAUUCAGAUUGGGGCCGUAUCAGUGAUGCCGUAUCUGUUUAUGACCGCCUCAUCUCAAGUCACCCUGAUGACUUCCGCGGUUACCUAGCUAAGGGAAUCACUUUGAAGGAAAAUGGUAAAGUUGGAGACGCAGAGAGAAUGUUUAUACAAGUGAGUACAUCAAUUUCUAUUAGCAAAAUGCAUGAAGGCAUACAAAAUACACGUGCACACAAAAACCCAUAUAUAUAUAUAUAGAGUAACACCACACACUCUCAUUCUUUCACUCUCACUCUCAAUCUCACUCUCAUUCUCACACACCCUUAGGUGACUCCCACUCUCUUCAAAAUCCAAUAAUAUGGUAUUCCAAAUCCAAUGGUGAGAGUGGGAGCCGCCUAAGGUGUAUGAAAGUGAGAGAAUGGGAGCAUGUGUAACAUGAUAUAUAUAUUAUUUGGUAUAUUUAUGUAUCGAUAUUGGUGCAUGUGUAUAUAUAUGUAUGUAUUAAGCUCUUUUAAUGCAAGAGAAUUUCUAUGGAGACAAUUGGUAUCUGCAAGUAUCUAAUAGUAAAAAUGUUGAGGUAGUUUUAUACAGCUUACACUGACAGGAAAGGAGUUCAUCUACACUAACAUUUGCUGCUCUAAUUAAUCAUAGUUCAAAACUGACGGUGGUGGUGGGGUGUUGAAGGGUGACGUAAUUGUUGCGUAGAAUAACCGUACCCGGAAUAAAAACGCCUCACACCUUUUGACUCUUCUUUGUUAAUACUGAGAAGUUAAUUGGAUUGGAGUUGGAUUUUGAAAAUCCGAGUCUGCUCACUUUGUUUCCCGUACUUAAAUGUGUAAUUACAAUUAGUACCGUGCUGGUGUAGAACCUUGGCACGUAUGCGCGCACGUGUACACGCACAUAGGAUAUAUAGACACGUAUGCACGCACACAAGAUAUAAGAUGGUAUGUAUCAAAUGUUAUGUGCAGGCACGAUUCUUUGCACCAGAGAAAGCUAAGGCACUUGUAGAUCGUUACUCGAGAUAGUAACUGCUUUUGGUGUUGCCUGCAUGCCUGGUUCAGUUAUUGGGAAAAAUGUUGUCUCAGGAGCAUGAGCAUGUUAUUACAUUUUGACCAUUAGAUUAUAGAUACAUAGGCCUCCAGAAUUCUUGGAAGUUAGUUUUGUUUAAUUUCUAGAUUAUUUGGGCUUGUAAAAGAAUUAGCUGAUAACAAAUAAGGUCGGAUCCGAUGUUGCCCAUCACCCCGAUUUUCUAUGUUAUAUGGUGAACAAAAUUCAAUGCAUCAGUAAAAUUUAAAUUC
Corylus avellana is the source of this 2242-nucleotide messenger RNA. The record is from RefSeq and is a predicted model, not a curated record. NCBI's taxonomy places the organism in Eukaryota, Viridiplantae, Streptophyta, Magnoliopsida, Fagales, Betulaceae.